GCGGCGCUUCCCGGAAGUGCCUCAGCGAAAGUGGUCCGGGCGGGUUCUUCGUCGGGCGGUUCCCUGGUUGUGGAGCGGAGAGUGUUUGCGGCCGGCCAUGGAGUGAAAAGGCGGCGACGGCGGCGGAGGAGGAAGCAGGGCCUCGGGGCCAGGAGCGCGCCUGCUGGGCUGCUGCGAGCCGUUCCCCCCUCCGCUUGCCUCCUGGCGCGUAGCCUUCCUGUUUUAUGCUGGGCAGAGAGGAAAGCAGCGCCCAUGAGGGAGUACAAAGUCGUGGUUCUUGGGAGUGGGGGGGUGGGCAAGUCGGCCCUCACCGUGCAGUUCGUCACCGGGACCUUCAUCGAGAAGUACGACCCCACCAUCGAAGACUUCUACCGGAAGGAGAUCGAAGUGGACUGCUCCCCGUCGGUACUGGAAAUCCUGGAUACGGCAGGGACGGAACAGUUUGCCUCCAUGCGCGAUCUCUACAUUAAAAAUGGCCAAGGCUUCAUCCUAGUUUACAGUUUGGUCAACCAACAGUCCUUUCAGGACAUUAAGCCAAUGCGGGACCAAAUUGUGCGUGUGAAGCGAUACGAAAAGGUGCCCCUGAUCCUGGUGGGCAACAAGGUUGACCUGGAGUCAGAGCGGGAGGUCCUGUCCGCCGAGGGCCGGGCCUUGGCUCAGGAGUGGGGCUGCCCCUUCAUGGAGACCUCCGCCAAGAGCAAGACCAUGGUGGACGAACUGUUUGCAGAGAUCGUGAGGCAAAUGAACUAUGCAUCCUUGCCUGAAAAACAGGACCAGUGUUGCACAACCUGCGUCGUCCAGUGAGCGAGAGAAAGCGGGACCUCAAUCAUGGCCAUACAGAGCAGAUAAAACUCAGAGGAGAUUUGCACAGAUGCUGCUUUGGAGAACCCUUUUCCAGCCCGGGCUGCAAAACUGAGCCUCGAUCCGCCCUGUCUCUCUUUCGCGCCCGUUUCCAGGCAUCGAGUGCAAGACAACACUCAAAAGAGGGUGAGAGACAGCCGCGGAGGCCCUUUCCUCGGCCGGAGACAGAAACGCUUAGCAUGUUUACCAUACGUUUUGGAAUAUCUGUUCUUUCAAUCUCUUGAAUCCUCUCUUUGGUUACUUGUUCUUAUUUUUAAAGAAAUAGCUUUCUAAGUUCCUAUUAACGGCUAAUAUGCAGCGAUUCUUUUUUUUUAAAAAAAAUUUUGAUUUCCUUAAUUGAUUUCCAAAAAAAACACUUGUAUUUAUUAAACUCUAAACUCAGUA
Anolis carolinensis (green anole) is the source of this 1245-nucleotide messenger RNA. It is a transcript of the gene rap2c, whose product is annotated as RAP2C, member of RAS oncogene family. The record is from RefSeq and is a predicted model, not a curated record. Gene Ontology annotation, cellular component: plasma membrane. Gene Ontology annotation, biological process: Rap protein signal transduction; negative regulation of cell migration. Gene Ontology annotation, molecular function: GDP binding; GTPase activity; GTP binding. NCBI's taxonomy places the organism in Eukaryota, Metazoa, Chordata, Lepidosauria, Squamata, Anolidae. Bases 253 to 804 code for a protein of 183 amino acids. The transcript is spliced from 4 exons.